UUGGCAACACCUAAUUUGACGUUUUGCCAUCAAAUACGAUAGACGUGUUACGUGUUGUGUUUAUUAUUGUCUUUUUCGUCGUAAAUUUAUAAUCGUAAUUAAAUUAAAAGUAGAAACAAAUUGAAAGUGUAAUAUUAAACUAUAGAAAUUAGUGAUGUACUGAUGAUUGAAAAAUUAUAAGCAGAUGUUUUUAUAGGAAAUACGAUUCAAGAUAAUAUUAUUAUUUCAGAAAUUUUUAUUCGUGGUUUGGUUUGUAUACAAACGAGAUUACAAUGUGGUCCCAUUUAGAACGAGGAAGUUCUCCAGUGGAUUGGUGCGAAUCAAAUUACUCCAUAUCACCGAUGAUUGCAGAAUUCGUGAACACUAUCAGCAAUAUACUAUUUUUUCUAUUCCCACCAGUUCUAAUUCAUCUAUUCCAAGAGUAUGCAAGGUUUGUGAACCCUGCCAUAAAUGUUCUCUGGGUACUAUUGAUGGUGGUUGGCCUUAGCUCUGCCUAUUUCCAUGCCACACUUAGUCUAGUUGGUCAAUUGCUUGAUGAACUGGCCAUCUUGUGGGUUUUUAUGACAGCAUUUGCAAUGUUUUUUCCAAAGAGAUAUUUUCCUAAUUUUUUGGGCGGAAACAGGCGGAUACUGGCGUUUUAUUCCAGUGUAUUCUCAGUGGUGUCAACCGGUUUCCUUGUCAUGCACCCGGCUGCUAAUGCUUUUGCUCUAAUGACUUUGGCAUUACCUGCUAUAGGUUUCCUGUAUAAAGAGUUAAAUAGGGUGAAAUGUGCCCGUGUGUACCGCUUGGGGUUGCGAUGUGUGGCAGUUUGUCUGUUGGCAAUGUUCUGUUGGAUUAUCGACCGUCUAUUCUGCGACGCGUGGCUCUCCAUCGACUUUCCAUACAUGCACGGUGUCUGGCACAUUCUUAUUUUCAUCGCUAGCUACACGGCACUAGUUCUUUUUGCUUACUUCAAUGUAUCGGAAGAAAGACCAGAACAAAAGCCCCAGCUCAAAUAUUGGCCAAGAAAUGACUUUGAAUUAGGCGUCCCAUACAUUACUAUCAAACAUCCGUGUAAGAAAGACAAAGGUUUGGCUAUAUAAGCAUUUCAAUAUAUGUUUAAGGGUAUUGGGGUAUUUUUAAAUAAAUCUGAGUGGGUUAAUAAUAAGAAUUAAAAAAAAAUGGGUGUUUAUCUUUUAGUACUAGUAAUAGUGAGAGAUUUAAAAAAAAUGUUAAUAUCAUAAUUUUGUGGUGUUUGAAGAAUGGGUGCAUUGUGUGACCUAGUGCCAAUCUGUGAUGUAGAAUGUAGUGAUAUGUAGUAGGUAUUUAUUUAGAAAUAUAUAUGUUUUGGUACAUUUAUUUAUAUAUUUAAAAAUGUUUUCAUAAAUGUGAAAUUAGUAUUGUAUUUUGUAAAAUUGCCUACCACACAUAUAAUGUGUAGGAAGAACAUGGCUAUUUCUUAGAGCUCCGUAAAAAGGUUUAAAAUGUAAGUAAAUUUUUUAUAAUAAAAAAAAAAUAAUGCAUAGCUUUACAUAUCGGAUUCAAAAUUUUAAUAGACCCGAAAUAAUGAGUGAUCUUUAAAAAAAUGUAAAUAGGCAUAUACCUAAUUCAAUAUUGUUUUGUCACGAGAUAGACAACAUCUCUCAUUUGCAUUAUCUGCAAAUCGUACUACCACCGUGCCAUUUUAUAAACAUUUCCGAAUUAAAUGUUAAUUUUUAAACAAAAUCGUACAUGAACAAUCUACUAAACUAAUCAUCAUGAGCCAAUACCAUAACAUAUAUACGGUGAUAAAACCGAUAUAAAUAUUUAUAAUAAAAUGUAAUCUACGGGACAUUUUAAUGAUGUAUGUAAAACAUGCAGUAUUUGUCAUAUUUAUACUUGGCCAAUAUUCAAUUUUACAGUAUACAAAUUAGUUUUUUUUUUAUAAUUUAUGUGAUGUUAAUGUUCAAAGUUUUGACAAGUACAAUAUUGGUUAUUUAUGAUGAUUCAAUAGUUAUGAUAUGGUGUCAUAUUAUUGUAAUGGAGGACAAUAUAUAAUUAUUUUGAUUUUCCUGUGGUCACUAUGUAUAAAUGACGAGACUUUAUUUAGGAUCUGACUAAUUAUUCUAAAGGGAUUAUUGCAAUAAUGAAAAUAGGAUAUUAUUUGAUCUUACAAAGUAUUGGUAUAGAAAAAUCUCUACUUAUGUAUAUUUAUAAUAACUGCUUAGAAAGUAGUUUGUAGAUUAGUCAUUUAUUACCAAAUUAUUAAUGUAUAUACCCUAUUUUGAAGUUUUUAAUUUUGUGAUGUCAAAUAUAUAUGAGAUAGAGUAAUAUGUACCUAGCUAUAUUUAAGGAUAUCAUAAAUGAGUAAUUUUAUAAUACUUAAUAUAACAAUUAUAUACUGUGUUUUAAAUUUUUUGUUUUAAUAGAAUCGUAAAGCGAUAAUGUGACAGCUUGAUAUUUUAAAGCAGCUUUGUUAUCCAAUUUCCAAGGUUUAUAAAUAUUGUUAUUUGAUCGCAGUAGUUUUUGGUUGUACGUAAGUUGUUAAAAAUGUUCAGCCAGUAUUAGUUCUCAGUCAGACUUACCAGCCAUUGUCCAAUUAUAGAAGCUCAAUUUCCAUAAGAAAGGUUAUAAUCACACUCAGUAGUUCUUUAAUAAAAAUUAAACAACCAAUUGGUUUGUUACUUAUGAAUCCAUCUCUCAAAGAUUCGUUCUUCCCUGACUCAGAUGUUUUGUUCAUAGUGGAUAUAUUUUUAUAAUUAGGAGUGUGUUUAAGAAAACACGUGCCAAAUUAACGCACGCGCAAUUAUUUAUACUGGCAAUUAAAUCGAUUCAAAUUUAAAAUUGUACAUUUUAUAUUUCAUAUUGUGUUCUAUUUUCAAUUCAAUAAGUAAUGUUUAAUAAUAUAGACAUAUAUUAGUAGUUGGGACAUACCCGUGAAAUGUAUAUUAGCGUAUAGUUACCAUCUAUCCAGGUUUUCUUGGAUUUGAACUAGUAUUGGUUUGGGGCUGACCAACUCUUUAAAUGUAAACUCUUACACUAACUAUUUCUACCAAAACGUCUGGGUUUUUAAGUUUUGUUCGGCCUUAGGUGAUGGAUAACAGCUCUAAAUAAGCGUGGAAGUGAAAUAACGAUAGCACAAAUUUUAUUUUUAAUUAUAAUGACUGUCUGAGUAGUUAGGAUUCGCAUCUCUCGUUGACAUAAUUUUGACAUAUCCAAUGUGUAUUUUUUUUUACCUAAUUGAGUGUUGCGUUGCAUUUGAUCUCUAAUAUGAUUCAGUUAAAUUUCUCGAUCAGUUUCGAUUAAUGUAUAGUAUUAUUUUGUCAAAAGACAAUAAUUAAAGCAUUGUGAACUUUUGUGCCAAUUUUGUAUUUAUAUAGCACAUAUAAUGCAGUAAGUUGCAAAGAUUUUUACACGAGUUAAUCACAGGUUACAAUUUUAACUAGUUCCACUCAAAAUUGACAAGUUAGUUAAUUUAUCAGCAUACAUCUAUUAACAAAUUGUAAUAAAUAUUGUUGAGAGAUUUUAAAUAGGCACAAGUGUUUUUAUUUAUAGUUUUCUUUGUCCUUUUUUUCUUUAGGCUAAUCCGUAAUAAAUCGUUAAUUUCAAAUGAUACUAGACUGGGUUUAUUUAGUUCAUUUACGUUAAAUAAAUCAUAGAGGUAUGGGUAGUGCAUAACAAUUACGUAAAAUUAAGUAAAAUAGUAAUAAAAAAGAAUAAGAUUAUAAACUAAAAUCUACCAGAUACCUACUAUAUUUCUGAGUCAUGAAUGAUAGCGUUUACACUUUUACAUAAUUUAAGAAUAUACCGAUCUUAGAAACUGCGAAUGCACCGUAGGUACCGACUUAUAAAUAAUUAUUUUUAAUAAUGUGACAGAUACAAAAUUAUAUAAUUUUAAUAUACUUUUAAAACUUAAUGUACGAAUUCAAAACUAUUAUCUAAUCACGAAUUCACGAAACUUGUUGAUUUAUAAGGAUUAAUAUUUUCGAUUCUAAAAUUUGUAGACGGUCAAAAAAUACAACAAAAAUGUAAAAAUGGGCCGUCAGUUUGUUUGCCAUUCUAAGUUGUAUAAAAAAAAAAUUAAUGCAAGGAUUUUUCUAAAUUCUUACUGGAUCGAGAAUAAAGGAGUUUCUCUUGAAUAAAGUCACUGAAAAUAGAAACCAGGUAGCAGAAAUUAGUAUUGUUUAAUAUAAAUAAGUAUUUAUUGGAGUCAUGAAUAUUCUAAUUAUUCAUUUGGAAAACUCAAAAUUUGUAUGCAUAAUGAUUGUACAUAAUUUUUGCAGAAUGCUAUUUUGUUUGUUUUUUUUUUUUGUGGGCUUUUGAAUACAUUUAAUAAAUUAAUAUUUGGUUUAA
This is a messenger RNA of Galleria mellonella (greater wax moth), 4311 nucleotides long. RefSeq names its product alkaline ceramidase (gene bwa). Gene Ontology annotation, biological process: ceramide metabolic process. Gene Ontology annotation, molecular function: hydrolase activity, acting on carbon-nitrogen (but not peptide) bonds, in linear amides. Lineage: Eukaryota; Metazoa; Arthropoda; Insecta; Lepidoptera; Pyralidae. Bases 273 to 1082 code for a protein of 269 amino acids. The transcript has 5 exons. Gene Ontology annotation, cellular component: membrane. The record is from RefSeq and is a predicted model, not a curated record.